ACAUUUUCAUCCUUACCAUCCCUACCCCACGUACAUCCCUAGAUAGCAGCGCUGCGACAUGGCUAUUUCAAACACUAAAAACCACGGACAGCAAGAGAACCACGCCGCUCUGUAGAAAAUUGGCUUCGUUGCCAGACUUGUAUGUAGGACCGUGCUACAAGUUAACUUCUUUGAGGUUAACACUCUCAUCAACCGACGCAACUUGACAAUGAGAGCCAAGCGAUUUAAGUUAGAUUUAAAUAUAGCCGAGUGGCGCUUCGAUCAGUGGUUUUACUACUAUAAGCAAUCACAUAUCCCUAAAUAUGGCUUCCUUCUGGAAGAAAGAGCCAAGUUGUGACUAUGAAACGAGGACGCCUCUGAGAUUCAAGGAAGCUUUCAUCAAGGCGUCCUUUAUCCUUGAGAUAAGGAGAGACUAUGAAUACGGGUAUAAUGUUCUUUCUUUCUACUAUCUUUCUACGGUAUACGAUGCUGCCCUCGAUUUCAUCGUUAGCAUGUAGAAAACCGUAGAAAUCAGACUUUUGAAAAUGGCGGGACUGAAUUAGGUACCUCUUCCCAAGGUCCGUAGCAGGAAGUAAUAUUAGAGAUGUCACUCGCUGCAGGGCGUCAAAUCCGGGAAAUCCCAUGUCUGGACGAUUUAUUCCACAGGGAUUUUUGGGUAAUCAGAAAAGCAAAAAUGGAACUGGUGGAUAAAGCUAAUGUUAGCAACGAUUUUGGAUUACGCAAGAAAUUUCCAUGGAAUGGCUUACAAAACAAUGCGCCUUGGCUAGAAGACGCAACAGACUCAGAAAUAUCAUAUAUACGGUCAAAUUAUGCAUUAAGAGGAACCUCGAUUAAACGCAUUGAAAAUCCAUACCUCUGGGCACGAUACAUGCUACAGUACGAGGAAUUCAACGCUGAUGAAUCUAAAAUAGCUCAUGAACACAUUGUGAUACAUGCCACAUCGGACACUAAUGCAUUGAAGAUAGCAGAUGAAAACUUCAAUUGGCGGUGCGUCCGUCGAGGCAGAUUUGGCCAAGGAGUCAGCUUCUCGAAGACUGCAGGAUAUGCCAACAAAUAUGCCUCGCAAAAGAAUGUGUAUAUUAUUGCAGGCAUUCUUAUUUCUAAAAGAGUUCGUGGGAGCUAUACCACUAUAAUCCCACCUGGUGACUACGAUACUACAGUGGACAGUAUUGGUGGCAAUGUCUAUGUCAAAUAUUACGACAGUGAAUUUUACCCGUAUUAUAUUGUGCAUUAAUUCCAGUGAUACCAAAUCUAUUGUAUGCUUUAUCCGUUGUUAAAAAUACAAAAAAUCAAGUACUGAA
Messenger RNA from Neodiprion virginianus, 1301 nucleotides. Its product is annotated as protein mono-ADP-ribosyltransferase PARP14-like. The record is from RefSeq and is a predicted model, not a curated record. Lineage: Eukaryota; Metazoa; Arthropoda; Insecta; Hymenoptera; Diprionidae. Bases 584 to 1234 code for a protein of 216 amino acids. The transcript has 5 exons.